Molecule: messenger RNA, 465 nt
Organism: Capsella rubella
Lineage: Eukaryota; Viridiplantae; Streptophyta; Magnoliopsida; Brassicales; Brassicaceae
Exons: 2
Coding region: 1-465 (154 amino acids)
Source: RefSeq, a predicted model, not a curated record
AUGGAUUCGAAAGAAAGAGUCGAUGACAAAACUCUAAACAAGAGGAAGGAGAUCAUGAUCUUAAAGAUUCAAAAGAGGAUUGAUCAAAUCAAUACUGUGUUGCAAGCGUCGGGCUUAUCCGCAGGAACUUCACCUGAGGUUCAAAACCUCUACAACGAAAUCAAACUACUUCUCAAGACGACUACCAAGACUCUCCAAGAUCCUAGUAAAGUGGCGCCACAUAUUCACGACGAGCUUGACUUACUGUUUGUUGCUGAGGAUGUUGGACACUCGUGCGACUUAUGCCAGAGAGAUCUCGCUACUGAUCCAGAACGGCCUAAUGCUUCCUUGAGCAGCUUACAUGAGGCGUGCGUGCUGUCUUGUGGUCAUGUCUACCACUUCAAGUGUUUGGAAGGAACCACUCUUGAUAUCAAUAACCAUUCUAAUGAUCCUUCCUGCAUUUUCUGCAUUAGCUGUUCCAGCUGA